Molecule: messenger RNA, 333 nt
Organism: Caenorhabditis remanei
Lineage: Eukaryota; Metazoa; Nematoda; Chromadorea; Rhabditida; Rhabditidae
Exons: 2
Coding region: 1-333 (110 amino acids)
Source: RefSeq, a predicted model, not a curated record
AUGAACUGUUUGGAGCUAUUUUUAUUGGAAAAUUGUUUCACUGGAGCUGAAAUCAAGCGACUCCUCCAGCAUUGGGCUAUCGGAGGGUUCAAACGACUCAAAUACUUUCAAUUGGAUGUUGAAGACUUUAAUAUGGAAGACGUACUUGGAGAGUUGACUCACACUCGGAUGACGGAGAAGAGAGAGUAUAAAUGUAACAUUGGACGUUCGGUCUCUUUCAGUGAUCGUCUCAUCACCCGGAAUGAUGGUGUCGUCGCUUCUUUUCAAUAUGUCCAACAAUACAGAAGAGUUGAAUUUGGUGUCUGGCCGGAUUCGGAGGGAAAUGAAUACUAA